CCCUUCAAGCCCUGAGCUGCGCGCAAGCGACACGCGUAAAAAAGUUGCUCAAAGAAGGAGGGAUAUUUUUAGUUAUGUGUGAUUUUGUAAUCUCGUGCCUAGGUAGUCCGAGUAACGCCCUCUACCAGUCACUCUCACACAAGCAUUAUUUAUCAUCUGUGAUCGGUGAGGUUUCCACAGUCACACACACUACUAAGUAACUGCUCCUUUCUUUGCAUUUUUCUCGCCCACCUCCUCCUGUUUUUUCCAUCAUGCUGUUGCUUCUGAUUUGUUCACUAAAAAGGAUUUAUAAAAGCGUUUGCUGAAAAAGAUAGUGAAACAGGAAAUUAACUACUUUAGACAAGCAAGCUGGAUUUUAUAUGGUUUCCCGAUUUUGCAUGGUUAGGUAAAUAAUGACAGAAUAUAAGCUUGUUGUGGUUGGAGCUGGUGGUGUUGGGAAGAGUGCCUUGACCAUACAGCUUAUUCAAAACCAUUUUGUGGAUGAAUAUGACCCAACAAUAGAGGACUCCUACAGAAAACAAGUAGUCAUUGAUGGGGAGACAUGUUUGUUGGAUAUUCUCGACACUGCAGGUCAAGAGGAAUACAGUGCAAUGAGAGAUCAGUAUAUGCGUACAGGGGAGGGUUUUCUUUGCGUUUUUGCUAUUAAUAAUACAAAGUCAUUUGAAGACAUACAUCAUUAUAGAGAACAAAUAAAACGAGUGAAAGAUUCCGAAGAUGUCCCAAUGGUUCUGGUAGGAAACAAAUGUGAUCUUCCCUCUCGAACUGUGGACACUAAGCAAGCUCAGGACCUAGCCAGAAGUUACGCAAUUCCCUUUAUAGAGACAUCUGCUAAAACCAGACAAGGAGUGGAUGAUGCCUUUUAUACAUUAGUAAGAGAAAUUCGAAAACACAAAGAGAAGAUGAGCAAAGAUGGGAAGAAGAAAAAGAAAAAAUCCAAGCCAAGAUGUAUACUUAUGUGAAGAAUUGUUCACUUAAGCAAAUGGGAAAGGAAAAAAAAUACAUAAAUGAAAGUGAUGUUUUUGUUUUGUACAUUACACUAAAUUAUUAGCCUUGGUUUCUAGUAGCACCCACAUAUUUACCUUAAUGAAAUUGUAGUGAUAGUUGGAUUGCUUGUUGUUGUUUUUGUUUGUUUCGCUGUUUUUGGUUUAAUACAUAAGCUUUAUUUCUCUUAAAGUGCCAGUAUUUUUAAAUGUUGGUCUUUAAUCUUUUCAUACCUGUUGUAGCGUCCAGACUCAUAAGGCAGGAAUCUUUCUGGGUCUGCUGAUCUCUGUACUCCUGGUAGACUUAAGUUCAUAAUUUUUCCCAAAUAUGGCAUAGAAGUUGAAACAUUGAUUUCUGGGAGCUAAUUCUACAUGUGUAUCAUUAUACAAGUAAAUGUCGUAUUUACACAAUGUAGAUUGCAAGCCUAAGACUGAUAACUCACUUUUCUCGCUUUUUAUUGGAGACCUUAACAACACAAAAAAAUGUUAACAUUAUUGUGUGCAUCUGAUCAGGACUCUUAUAAAUAUGCAUUAUCAGACUGGAUGGGUUGACUUUACAUACAUAACCUGUAAACCCACCUUUUAAGGUGGUUUUAUUUUAUUUUUUUAUUUACUCUAUUAAAACAUUUCCUAAACAUUAUAGUUGAUUUUCUGUGUUGAAAGGUAACAGGCUGGGAAAAUUAAAAAGCAGAUUAACAAACACACUAGUUGCAAUCCUCUAUGCAAAAACAGGCCUGUGGUUGUAUGAAAAUGCCUUAUUUCAUCAAUGAAGUAAACAAUUGAAUUUUAAAAUUAUUAUAUGUAAAAUCAGGGCUUUGGCUUGGUACAUUUCUUCCAUUGAAUGGGGUCUUCUUUCAGACUGUGCUGUCAGUUGUGGGUGAGAAUACGUUAUUAAUAAAUGUGUGGUAUGUCGGAGUGGCUGACAAGUUUAUUGUAGCAGAACUACUACAGAAAUUUACUUUAUAAAUGUUAUUUUGUUUCUUUACCUCAGACACCACAAAAACAGAUUUGGCACCAAAAUAUAGUUUUAUCAUUAAUAUUUUUUCAUAGAUCUCACAGUAUCAUGUGUCACUAAUGUGUGUAAAUAUAUGCUAGCAUGGUUGAAAUAAUUCUUGUCUUGUUUGGGUUAUGUCUGAGGUUUGGCAAAUGGAUUUUUUUUAAAUAGUUGUGUAUAAAUCUCUGUAUAAAGUUAUUUUUUUUAACAUGCUAUAUGACUUUGAAAAAGAUGCCUUCUUGGCAAAUGUUGUUCCUGUCUUUACGUUUCUAGAUUCUUGUUUUUAUUUAUGAUCAUAAUAAUAGUUUUAAGAAAUUAAAUUUUUUUAUAAUUGUGCAUGGCAAUAUUUCUUAUCAAACUGACCUCCCAUGUAGAAACAUUUCACUUAAUUUUUAUGUAACUGGUGUUAAGUAUAUAAUGGAAAAUUAGACUAUGAAUUCUAUCAUUUUGUAAAUGUGAUUGUCAGACUUUUUUUUAAAAAAAAAAGAAAAAAAAACUUUGGUGCUUCCAGACGUCUGGUACAGAGUGUCAGAACAAAAUACCAAUACCAUGUGCAAAAUUAAGGGCAUUACAUUUUGUGGCCUUUAUUUCUAAAGGACAUGAGGAAAAUGCAUCUGCAGCUGGUUUUGGUGCCUAACAGGUAUGUGUUAAGAAUGAUUUGACUGUAUUACUCUAAUGCUAUUUGGAGUACAGCAUUUAAAUAGGUAGCAGAAAAUUGUUCUUCUGUACACUUGUUUGUGGAAUAGACAGUGAGGAAUGUAGUAGGUGUCAUAGGGAAUGAAACUGAAAGCUCUGUGGUGUGGUUUCCAUAUCGGUGUUUGUAUAACAGUGUACCUAGUUUUUAGAAAUGUUUUACAUGUGGAAGCUUAACCUAGAACAUUGAUGGAAUACCGAAAGACUGGUUCUUUCAUUUAUAUGGUAAAAGCAAAAUGUCAGAAUUCAUAGUACACUGUUCUCCAUGACAUGAAUUUGUUCCCUGUCUUAGAGUGCCAACUUCUAUGAUUUUUUUUUCUUUUUAAAUGUAUACCUACAAUGUGUUUUAACAUAAUUUAUAUAGUUGUAAUACUUACAAGUGCAUAUUUUGUACAUUGUGCUUCUUGUUUUUAUGAACCAUUGUUGAUCUGGUUUUGGUUCUAUUCUCUGUGCUAGCCUUGCACAUCAUUCUUAACAAGUAAUAUGAAAAUAAUGACCACUGUUUAUAACAUAAUAAUGGAAAUGUUUUAUAGGAGUACAUACUGUGUGGUGAUCUCAAAUAAGUCGCUAUAUUUUUGUCUUGAAUUUCACCACUCCUAUUUAAUGUAUAAUAAAAACAUCAGAGGUUAUCAUGA
Messenger RNA from Polypterus senegalus (gray bichir), 3302 nucleotides. RefSeq names its product GTPase KRas. The transcript has 5 exons. Gene Ontology annotation, cellular component: plasma membrane. Gene Ontology annotation, biological process: Ras protein signal transduction. Lineage: Eukaryota; Metazoa; Chordata; Cladistia; Polypteriformes; Polypteridae. The coding region runs from base 393 to 959 and encodes 188 amino acids. The record is from RefSeq and is a predicted model, not a curated record. Gene Ontology annotation, molecular function: GTP binding; GTPase activity; GDP binding.